Messenger RNA from Cuscuta campestris, 2061 nucleotides. The record is from the annotation of a GenBank genome assembly. NCBI's taxonomy places the organism in Eukaryota, Viridiplantae, Streptophyta, Magnoliopsida, Solanales, Convolvulaceae.
CGAAAGACCCGCCGCCAUACCGUCGUUUACUUGCUUUGACCCUUCAGAGCGUGCUUAGUAUUUCGCCACGAGAGGUUGAAUUCCUGGCGAGGCUUUGCUAGCCGUUCGACAGGUUGAGCAGGGCGAGCUGUGUAGUAAUCUUUGGUUUGAUUUUUCUGGGAGAAUGGCGUCAAAGUUUUGCAUGAACGAGCACUGCCGCACCACGACGUCGUCUGACUGGAAAAAAGGCUGGGGCUUGAAAUCCGGUGGAUUUGCUACUCUCUGUUACACCUGCGGAUCUGCGUUUGAAAAGAUAGCUUAUUGUGAGACAUUCCACCUGAAUGAAUCUGGUUGGAGGGAAUGCAGAAUGUGUAGAAAGCCUAUUCACUGUGGGUGCAUUGCAUCACAAUAUCUGUUUGAAUACAUGGACUUUGGAGGCAUAGGAUGUUUAAGCUGUACAAGGUGUUUGGGAGGUCACACUUUAAUGCCAAUACAGAUACCUAAUGAGGAUGCUCCUAGUGGCAUCUUGGGUGUGACAAACAGUGCAGAUACACAGCAUAUUCUUUUUGAAAAUAAAAUGGAUCAAAAUAUUUUUGAUAAGAGAAGGCUUCUGCAAUUUGGAAAUGGUGCAGAUGCAAGUGAACCUGUUCACCUUUUUCAAUUUCAAAACCAUGACAAAAUAAGUCAGGAGGAGUCAAUCAUCCCUGCCAUGGAAGUCAGGUUGUGCAUCCCAAAUCACAACCAGCAAUCUCCCAAAUCUUCUUUUGUUGAAAAUCCAGAAAAUUGCAUAUCAAAUAGGACUGUAAAAGAAACUGCCAAAUGUUUUAACCAGCCAUCUCUAAAUUUCUUCAUGAGCACUCCCAUGGGCACUUCGAGCUCGACACUACCUGUUUCUUCUGGGGUUUCUCCAUUUCAACUAGAGCAGAAACCACACCAUAUCUUGACCAAGCCACCCAAAGCUAGUUCAAAUUCCAGGUUUGAAUCAAAAAGUGGAAUAUCUACCCCAAGGCGUUCUGCAAGGCCACUGACUGAAGGGCGUGGCAGUAGGAAUCAGAUGUUGCCACGAUAUUGGCCUAGGAUUACAGACCAAGAGCUGCAGAAGUUAUCUGGAGACUUGAAAUCCACUAUAGUGCCAUUGUUCGAAAAGGUUCUGAGUGCCAGUGAUGCUGGCCGGAUUGGUCGUCUGGUCAUCCCAAAAGCAUGUGCUGAAGCGUAUUUUCCUUAUAUUGAGCAAUCUGAAGGAAUGCCCAUAACGAUGCAAGACGUUAAAGGUAAAGAAUGGACAUUUCAAUUCAGGUUUUGGCCCAAUAACAACAGCAGGAUGUAUGUUCUUGAGGGUGUUACACCCUGUAUACAGAAUAUGCAAUUAGAAGCUGGUGAUACAGGUAUCCCCUGCUCUCUCUUUUUUUUCUUUUCUUCACAUGGAGAUACUUAGAAUUGACUCAAAACACUAACUCCAAAUGAAAUAUUGGGGUGAAUAACUGUUGGGUGUUGUUAUAACCAAGAUAUAUUUCAUCAACAUCUCCAGUGAUCAUGGUGUCAUCUUUACAUUCAACGAGAUGUAUGCUUUUACCAUUGCAAUGUUUGAAAAACACAACAAUCAACCUAGCACCAGGCCACUCCAAAAUUUAGAACUAGUACACUAAAUCUUCCAAUCCAAGCACAAUGAGAGGUUCAAACCAUAGAGGGAGCGUUUCAAUUUACAGACUUCUUCCUCAAGAUUUAUAUGCAAUACAUUUUUAAUGUCCAAUUGAAGCUGUUUUAGCCACCAGGGGGAAAGUGUCAGUAUAGCCAACCCCAACAACCUAGCACGGAAGUGGAGAUUCUUUUCUCUCAUAUCUCCACAAGAAGAUGAAAUAAGGAGUUGGAAGCCACCACUUUCAUUUCUCUUGUCCUCAUUUAUCUUCUAACCAAAUGAUCAAACCCCUAUAUUUAUUUCUCUCCUAUACCCGUGACCCUAACCAUUAAGAGGUAAAAGUAGACAGUGUUAUGCAUAUGGAGUACAAACACUAGUAAAGCAUGCCCAAAUAUUUUGUGAAACACAACAGAGAGAAGUGUGCCUAACAAAACAAUUUGAUUUCU